Perca flavescens (yellow perch) is the source of this 1053-nucleotide messenger RNA. RefSeq names its product RNA 3'-terminal phosphate cyclase (gene rtca). Gene Ontology annotation, cellular component: nucleus. Gene Ontology annotation, biological process: RNA processing. The record is from RefSeq and is a predicted model, not a curated record. Gene Ontology annotation, molecular function: RNA-3'-phosphate cyclase activity. The transcript has 9 exons. The annotation marks the transcript as partial. Lineage: Eukaryota; Metazoa; Chordata; Actinopteri; Perciformes; Percidae.
CACCGGAAGUUGCCGCAUUCGCUCCGCGGAAGAUGACCGAGAGAGAAGUUGGAGAAGAAACCGAAGAAUCCCGAAGAGACGCUGAGGAGAUCCGGCGGCUGCAGCUCGUUGCUCAGAUUAAAGUUGUGUUUUGAAGGUAAAAGAGUUCCCGGUUCCGUGAAGAUGGACUCGGCUCCGGUGGAGAUCGACGGCAGCGUGAUGGAGGGAGGCGGACAGAUCCUGAGAGUCUCCGCGGCGCUCAGCUGCAUCACCGGGACCUCCGUGAAGAUCUCCAAGAUCCGAGCCGGUAGGAGCUCCCCGGGGCUCAGACCCCAGCACCUGAGCGGCCUGCAGCUGGUCUCAGAUCUGUGUUCUGGAGGUCUGCAGGGAGCCUCCAUCGGCUCCACCGACAUCAGUCUGACUCCAGGAAAGAUCCAGGGUGGGAACCACACGGCCGACCCCCAGACAGCAGGGAGUGUGUGUCUGCUGCUGCAGGUAGCUCUACCGUGUGCUCUGUACGCUGCCGGUCCGUCCCAGCUCUGUCUGAAGGGAGGAACCAACGCAGAGAUGGCUCCUCAGAUAGACUACACCAUCAAGGUGUUUAAACCAAUCGUGGAGAGGUUCGGCGUCCAUUUUGAUUGUGACGUCAAAAUGAGGGGUUACUACCCUAAAGGCGGGGGGGAGGUGAUGGUGACGGUGAACCCGGUCAAAGAGCUGCAGCCCGUCGUCAUGACGGAGAGAGGAAACAUCACCAAAAUCUACGGCCGCGCCUUCGUCGCCGGCGUCCUGCCGUACAAGUUGGCUAAAGACAUGUCGGCGGCUGCUGUUCGAGUCAUCAGGAAGGAAAUCAAAGAGCUGUACAUCAACAUCUCUAACCUGCAGGAGAAAGAAAAUGCCUGCGGGAGCGGCAACGGCAUCAUAAUCAUCGCUGAGUCGUCAACAGGUUGUGUGUUUGCAGGUUCAGCUCUGGGGAAGAAAGGUGUGUAUGCAGAUAGAAUCGGUGCAGAAGCUGCUGAGAUGUUGCUGAGAAACAUCCGACACAACGGCUGUGUGGACGAGUUCCUGCAGGACCAG